Molecule: messenger RNA, 922 nt
Organism: Notothenia coriiceps (black rockcod)
Lineage: Eukaryota; Metazoa; Chordata; Actinopteri; Perciformes; Nototheniidae
Product: ubiquitin carboxyl-terminal hydrolase 34-like
Exons: 10
Biological process (GO): protein deubiquitination
Cellular component (GO): nucleus; cytosol
Molecular function (GO): cysteine-type deubiquitinase activity
Source: RefSeq, a predicted model, not a curated record
GGCGUGUUUCAAGAAGCUUCCGCGGAUCCUGAGCUUCAACACCAUGAGAUACACCUUCAACAUGGUGACGAUGAUGAAGGAGAAGGUCAACACACACUUCUCCUUCCCGCUGCGCCUCGACAUGACGCCCUACACCGAGGACUUCCUCAUGGGCAAGGGAGAGCGCAAAGAGGGUUUUCGGGAAGAAGGAGAGGCAAAAGUCACGGAGAGCUACGAGUACGACCUCAUCGGCGUCACGGUCCACACGGGCACAGCAGACGGCGGCCAUUACUACAGCUUCAUCAGAGACAUCGUCAACCCGCACGCCUACAAGAACAACAAGUGGUACCUGUUCAACGAUGCCGAGGUGAAGCCCUUCGACUCGGCCCAGCUGGCCUCUGAGUGCUUCGGAGGAGAAAUGACGACUAAAACCUACGACUCUGUCACGGACAAGUUCAUGGAUUUCUCUUUUGAGAAGACACACAGUGCCUACAUGCUGUUCUAUAAGCGAGUGGAGCUGGAGGAGGAGAACGGGAAGGACUUCAGUUUUGACGUCUCUCCUGAUCUGCUGGAGUGGAUUUGGCACGACAACAUGCAGUUUCUCCAGGACAAAAAUAUAUUUGAACACACUUACUUUGGUUUCAUGUGGCAGCUCUGCAGCAGCAUCCCCAGCACGCUCCCCGACCCUAAAGCCGUCUCCCUCAUGACCGCUAAGCUCAGCACAUCAUUUGUCCUCGAGACUUUCAUCCACUCCAAGGAGAAGCCCACGAUGCUGCAGUGGAUCGAGCUCCUGACCAAACAGUUCAACAACAGCCAGGCCGCCUGCGAGUGGUUUUUGGAUCGAAUGGCGGAUGAUAACUGGUGGCCGAUGCAGAUCCUCAUCAAGUGCCCCAAUCAGAUAGUCAGACAAGUGAGUUUUUCAUCUGAUAUAACAUCAUUUUAA